AUGUUUCAGACAGUGUGUGUCUCGUCUGAUCCUGUGAUGGUCAUGAAGGCUUCAGAAUCUGGAGAUGUUAUGGAAUUAAAUGACCUUCCUGUGGAGUCAAACAGGAUAAAACCGUAUCUGCUGGAGCUGAGACACAGAGCGGAGAAGGCGUCUGUCAUUAAACCACAUCUGUAUUUAUCUGAUACUUUUCUGAUCAGGUUUCUAAGAGCCAGAGACUUUGAUGUGGAUUUGGCACUGAAGUUAUUGAUUAAUUAUCAUAAAUGGAGACAAGAGUGUCCUGAAAUAAGUGCUAAUCUGCGACCCUCAUCCAUCUUCGGCCUUCUGAAAAACAAUUACCAUGCGGUUCUCAGGUCCAGAGAUGCUGCUGGAAGCAGAGUGUUAAUUUACAGGAUCGGUCAGUGGAAUCCAAAAGAAUUUUCAGCAUAUGAAGUUUUCCGUGUCAGUCUCAUCACAUCUGAGCUGAUUGUUCAGGAGUGUGAGACUCAGAGAAAUGGACUCAAGGUUAUUUUUGACCUUCAGGGCUGGUGUUUCUCUCAUGCCCUCCAAAUCACCCCCUCACUGGCAAAGAAGAUCUCCUGUGUCCUCACGGACUCGUUUCCUUUAAAGUUGCGCGGGAUCCACUUCAUUAACGAGCCUCGAUUCUUCCGUCCCGUGUUCACUAUGAUCAGACGCCUUCUGCCUGACAAAAUUAAACAGAGGAUUCACUUCCACAGCAGCAUGUACACGACGAGCCUCUCUCAGUUCUUCCCUCAGUCCAUCCUCCCUGUGGAGCUGGGCGGCUCAGGGCCGAGUGUAGAUGAACUGUGUGAGGAAUGGACCCAGCACAUCCUGCAGGCUGAAGGCUACCUGCAAAAUCUGUGUGUGGAUUCAGGAGGCAGCUCAUCUCAGAGCUGAAGAUCGUCAUGCUGACGUUCUGACUGAACUUCACACUUUUACACUUUAUUACAG
This is a messenger RNA of Neoarius graeffei (lesser salmon catfish), 948 nucleotides long. It is a transcript of the gene ttpa, whose product is annotated as tocopherol (alpha) transfer protein. NCBI's taxonomy places the organism in Eukaryota, Metazoa, Chordata, Actinopteri, Siluriformes, Ariidae. The record is from RefSeq and is a predicted model, not a curated record. Gene Ontology annotation, cellular component: membrane. The transcript has 5 exons. Bases 1 to 894 code for a protein of 297 amino acids. Gene Ontology annotation, molecular function: phosphatidylinositol bisphosphate binding.